CUCCGAUGUGACGUAUUUCCCUUUUCGCAUGGCUCUUGGACAGAGUGGCUUGAAGAGAUCAUUUCAAUCAUAAAUAACCUUUCAUACAGCUUAGAAAUGUUUAAACUCGAGGGACUCGGGCCGAAGAUGGAUCCGGAGGAGAUGAAGAAGAAAAUGCGUGAAGAUGUCAUUACGUCCGUUCGCAACUUUUUGAUUUACGUUGCGCUUCUGCGAGUCACCCCCUAUGUUUUGAAGAAGCUGGACAGCAUAUGAGGCUUCACUCAUGGGCAAAAACAUUCCCUGUACAGAAGAGCAUGCGGGACCGGGACGAUGCUGCACAGAGUUGAUUACAUCGGCAGUUCAUGAAGAGAUGUGGUCAAUUUAUGUCGUCACUAAUUUAAAUCUUUAUUUUACUGGGUGAUUUGUCCUCAUCUAAACUUAAAACAAGGGAAGUCUACAAGAAUGUUAUGUUCACAGUGACCCAAGCAAUAAAUCCUUAUCAGACAUUUAUAUUGACAGUAGUAUUUCCAAAAUCAUGCGUCUCGAGGAUACUAUACACUCUGUUAAUGCACUGCAGACAUCGUACAAUUCAUUGUUCGCAUUGUAUUCAUGACUCAACUACCAAAUACAGACUUUUCAGUAAA
Molecule: messenger RNA, 623 nt
Organism: Danio aesculapii
Lineage: Eukaryota; Metazoa; Chordata; Actinopteri; Cypriniformes; Danionidae
Gene: tomm5
Product: translocase of outer mitochondrial membrane 5 homolog (yeast)
Exons: 2
Coding region: 97-252 (51 amino acids)
Cellular component (GO): mitochondrial outer membrane translocase complex
Source: RefSeq, a predicted model, not a curated record